Messenger RNA from Dentiscutata heterogama, 575 nucleotides. Lineage: Eukaryota; Fungi; Glomeromycota; Glomeromycetes; Diversisporales; Gigasporaceae. The record is from the annotation of a GenBank genome assembly.
AUCUUUUUGAAGAUGGCAUGAAUAUAAAUGAAAACAAACUAACUAUUAAACAUGCGAUAGACUAUAUAGCAGAUGCGUGGAGUAAUGUAUCUGAAGUAACUAUAACUAAUUGUUGGAAAAAAACUGGCAUAUUACCUAUAGUUACUGAAAAUGAUAUAUUCGAUGCAAUGCAAGUUCAGCAAGAUACUUUAACUCAUGAAAAAGAAAAUACUGACCAAUUGAUCAUUGAUAAUUUAAAUAAUAAUGAUCCUUAUACUAAUUCAUUAUCAGCUGCAUUAAAUGAAUUUUUUUAUAGUUUGGAUGAAGAAAUUCCGACUGAAGAUAUUUUGAAUGAAAAUGAUAUUAUAGAUUUAAUUCAAAACGAAAUGCGUAACAAAGAUGAUGAUCCAAAUCAUUCUGAUGAUUCUGAAGAGGAGCCUGAAUUGAUAUCUUUGAGCGAUGCAAGAAAGUCAUUAUAUACGUGGAUAACUUUUUGUGAGCAACAACAAACUGAUGAAUUCAAGAUAGAAGAUAUAAAUAUGUUUAAAAAACAUCUUAAAAUAAUCAAGAGGCUUGAAUUUCAAGCAAAAAAACAG